Glarea lozoyensis ATCC 20868 is the source of this 927-nucleotide messenger RNA. RefSeq names its product HAD-like protein. The transcript is spliced from 3 exons. The record is from RefSeq and is a predicted model, not a curated record. Bases 1 to 927 code for a protein of 308 amino acids. Gene Ontology annotation, molecular function: hydrolase activity, acting on halide bonds, in C-halide compounds. NCBI's taxonomy places the organism in Eukaryota, Fungi, Ascomycota, Leotiomycetes, Helotiales, Helotiaceae.
AUGGCUACCCCGCAUCACAACAACUUCAGUGAACCCCCGAAGGCUUUGACAUUCGAUGUAUUCGGCACCGUAGUCAAUUGGAGAAAGACCGUCACAGACACUUUGAUUGAGAAAUCUACGGCUAAGCUCUCAUCAGGGUCGGACAUCCCAUCUUCAACUCGCGAAGUGGCUUCUAAAUUAAGCAAUGAAGACUGGGGAACUUUCGCCCAACAAUGGCGAGAUACCUACAAGGAAUUCGUCCACGGCUUCGUCCCCGGCGAAAGCGAAUGGAGGGACAUAGACACCCAUCACCACCUCGCGCUAAUCUCGCUCCUCAAAAAAUGGCAAAUCCCCGACCUCUACACCGACGAGGAAAUCAAAAACCUAAGUCUAAUCUGGCAUUUCCUCGAGCCAUGGGCCGAAACUUCAUCAGGUCUUCACAAGCUAGGCACGAAAUUCACCACCUCAACCUUGUCCAAUGGAAAUCAAUCACUCCUGCAGGAUCUAAACCAUCAUGGCGAUCUGGGGUUUAGGAAACUCCAAUCUUCUGCUGAUUUCGCGGCGUAUAAACCGCAUCCUUCCGUCUACCGCGGCGCGGCCAGAGUCUUGGGGUUGGAGCCGAAAGAUGUGGCGAUGGUUGCCGCUCAUUUGGUAGAUUUGAAGGCCGCUAGGGAGUGUGGAUUUAAAACUAUUUACGUGGAGAGGUUGGGGGAGGAAGAUUGGAGCGCGGAUUCCGAGGAGUACAGAGAUUCGAAGGCGUGGGUUGAUAUGUGGGAGGUGAUACGUACCGGGAUUGGACGCGAAAUGGCUUGCGUCGUGAAACGAACGGGUCUCCUUUUCAUCUGUGAUCGUGGUACCGAAUACCAAAACGGUUGUGCUUUCCGGCUCGGAACGUGGUUGGAAGAGACAAAGGGGGAAGGAAAGGAGACAAGACUGUCAAAACCGUGA